Messenger RNA from Colletotrichum godetiae, 903 nucleotides. RefSeq lists its product as uncharacterized. The transcript has 2 exons. Gene Ontology annotation, molecular function: oxidoreductase activity. The coding region runs from base 1 to 903 and encodes 300 amino acids. The record is from RefSeq and is a predicted model, not a curated record. Lineage: Eukaryota; Fungi; Ascomycota; Sordariomycetes; Glomerellales; Glomerellaceae.
AUGAGCUCUUUCAAGAACGUCGCUCUCCUUGGCAAAGGUCUCUUGGGAACCGCAGUCACCACUGAGCUUGCCAACGCUGGCUUCAAUGUCACGGUAUUCGGCCGCGCCGAGUCGGCCUCAGAAGACCUCCCCGCUGGCGUGCACUACAAGGCGAUCGACUAUUCCUCAAUCGACACCAUCGCCACGGCCAUCAAGGGGCAGGAUGUCAUCGUCUCAACCCUCAGCAAGGGCGGCCUCCUCAUACAGAAAACCAUCAUCGACGCCGCCAUCAAGGCCGGCGUCAAGCGCUACAUCCCUUCUGACUGGGGCUCCUUCACGACCGACCCCAAGGCGGCGGCUGAGCUCGCCGUUAUGAUGAAGCCCAUGACCGACACGCAGAACUACCUCAAGGAAAAGGCCAGCGAGAUCGAGUACACCAUCUUCUCCGUCGGUGGCUUCACCGAUCUCGUCGUCAAGUUCCCCAUCGCCUUUGACUACGCGAACAAGACGGCCGUCGUGACGAACGGGGGCCACGCCCGCUUCGCAAGCACUAGUCUCGCUGGUAUCGGACAGGCGGUUGCUGGCGCCCUGAAGAACCCGGAGGCGACCAAGAACCGUAACCUGAAGCUUCAAGAGCUUGAAGUCUCCCAGUCGCAGCUACUUACGCUCGCCAAGAAGUACUCACCGCCUGGCACCGAGUGGAAGGAGACCGAGCUUGAUGGGGAGGCUGAGCUGGAAAAGAACCUGAAGGCCGCCCAGGAGGACCCGACCAACGAGUUCAAGAUGUUUGGUCUACUCAAGGCUGCCCUCCUUAGCGGCAGAUACAAGUCUGCUUACGACAAGCUCGAUAACGAGCUUGUGGGCCUCCCGCUUCUGACCGAGAAGGAUCUGGAGGCUAGGUUCGCUGCCGUUUACAGCUCCUAG